Molecule: messenger RNA, 2568 nt
Organism: Astyanax mexicanus (Mexican tetra)
Lineage: Eukaryota; Metazoa; Chordata; Actinopteri; Characiformes; Acestrorhamphidae
Gene: olig3
Product: oligodendrocyte transcription factor 3
Exons: 1
Coding region: 172-1038 (288 amino acids)
Molecular function (GO): protein dimerization activity
Source: RefSeq, a predicted model, not a curated record
CCAUGAGCAGCGCGCGCGCAGAGAGCAAAACAGGAGAGUGAACGGGGAAGCAGAGAGAGAGAGAGAGAGAGAGAGAGAGAGAGAGAGAGAUAAAAAAGAGAGAAAGAGAGAAAAAAUCAGAACUCGAGCUUUUGCUAAAGCAGUUGCAGCCGCGAGACUCCUCCUGUAAUAAUGAGCUCGGACUCGAGCAGAGCCUCCAGUCCAGACAUGGAUGUGGCAUAUGCGCGCGCCCGCGACGUCCGCGCUCCUCCAGUCUCCUCCACCCAGGGUGCGUGCACGACCACCACUGAGCACCAGCAGCAUCCGCAUCACCAUCACCAUCACCACCACCACCAUCAGCACCAGACGCGCAGCCCCCUGAGCCCGGGCGCGGGCGCCAACGCCGCCAAGUACAGGCUGAAGAAGCAGGCGAGCGAGGAGGAGAUCCAGCAGCUGCGCCUGAAGAUUAACGGCCGCGAGCGCAAGCGCAUGCACGACCUGAACCUGGCCAUGGACGGCCUGCGUGAGGUCAUGCCAUACGCGCACGGGCCCUCUGUGCGCAAGCUUUCCAAGAUCGCCACGCUGCUGCUCGCGCGCAACUACAUCCUCAUGCUGAGCAGCUCGCUCGACGAGAUGAAGCGCCUCGUGGCAGAGCUGUACGGCGGCGGCGGCGGGGGCGCGCACGGCCCCUUCCACUGUGCCGCGCACACCGGCGCGCACCCGCUGUUGGCCGCUGCGGCCAGCGCGCUCGCGCCGGGCCCACCACCAUCCGCCUCCGCGGCCACUGCGCUCGGGCUGUCUUCCCUCCGCGCGGCGCACUCGCUGAUGAAGGGCGCACCUCCUCCUCCUCCGCCACCUCCGCCACCGCCGCAGCCCCAUCACCACGCUCCGCCGGGACCCCCCGCGCUUCACGGCGCCUUCCAGCACUGGACGGGCCUGCCGUGCCCGUGCACCAUCUGCCAAACCCCCGCACCUCCUCCUGGAGCGCCUCCGCACCUCUCCAUCGCGACCAGCGGACUGUCCAGACUGACCGCCGAGAGCAAAGAGGCGCUGAAGUGACCUCGCGACCUGUCGGCGAACACGUGCAUGAAGUGUUGACCCAUUUGUUUGUUGUUUGUCUGUUUGUUUGUUUUCCUCUUUGAACUUGUAAACGAGGAUUUCGUCCCAAUGGCACAAAAAACAAAAGCGCGAGGUAAAAAUGCUUUAUGCUCAUUUGUGUACAGAUAGACCCGCUGUAAAUAGUCUUUCAGAAAUGAACAUGUACAUCUAUCAUACACCUGAACCGAGUAGCUCGCCCACAACGAGAUUGUGCUGGAUUAAUUUGCGCGAGGAGUUCCUUUAGUCAAAUUAAAACCACAAACAUUCCAGAGUUGUACCGCCGCUGCAGCUUCAAUCAGAUUUAAUCCGGCGAUGUUAGCGGUAAUAGAACACUCCAGGUGUUAAUCCAGCACUAUAGGUAAAUGCAGCGCGCGCGUGUUUGUGUGUGUGUGUAUGUGUGUGUGUACAGCAGGCUGGGCGUGCUGAUUGUCAAACUGUAUCUUUCCCAAAGGUGGAGAAAAGCUGUGCGUUCCUUGUAACAAGGAUUGUUGAGUCUCAUUAAGCGAGUCAGUAAAAUUAAUGCGUGUAUUUAGUUUGAAAGUGCUUCUCUGCAACGAUUUCGUUGAAUGGAUUUCACAGAAGUCUGGAAUUAGUGGAGCUCUAUGUGGCGAUGUUCAGUGUUGAGCAUGAUGUCUGGGGGAAACACACAUUUCUGCCCAAGCAUGAUUGUAUUACUGUAAAAAAAAAAAAAAAAAAAAAAAAAACUAAACAAAACAACAAACACAAAACCAAAAAAAGAAAAAAAAAUCAGAACGAAACGAAACGUUUUGUUUUACCAGAGACUGCAGCUGUCUUUAUUUUUGUACAUUGUUGAUUAUAAAUGAGAUAUUUAUUAUUAUUGCCCAGAGACCCUGGAUGAGAUUUAAAUAAAUGAAGAUAAAAUAAAAUUUUGUUUUGUCCUUAUUUGAGUAAAAGCAAGUGCUUUUGUCUCACUCCUCCUUCUUUUAGAAGGACUGAACUAAACUUUUUUUCUCCUUUAGUUUAUUUACAGUUUCUACAUUUGUAGGUUUACAGCGCUCAAUCAAUAAUUUAAACUAAGGAACAGUAAAAACACUGUUUUUGUUCGAUAUUAAUACUGUUUAUAAAAGAAGUAAAUUAUGUUUAUGAUUGUAUAGUGUAUAUAAUAUAAUAUAGUGUAUAUAAGAAGAAUAAAUCAUUUAUACUAAUAGCGGGGAUACCCCCACGUGAGAGAGAAUAGUUCAGUCAGUAAUCACUUUAAAUAAUCACAGUAAUCACAUGAAAAUGAUUAAAUGAUUAUUGAUUUCUAAUUUUGGUCACCGUGGCAAGAUUGGCUAAAUUAGGUUUAUUGAAUCUUUAUUCCUUUAAAGUGAAUAAGAGCGCAGCACCAUACCUGAAGUUAACACAAGUCUGCCUGAGCAGCCUGUUUAUAUAAAAAAUACAUUAAAUAAAACACUAGAGCUGUUAAUUCUGAUCUUAAUAACUACACAUUCACAAAAGAACGAACAUCAUCAUUAUUAUUAUUAUUAUUAU